This is a messenger RNA of Peronospora farinosa, 783 nucleotides long. Lineage: Eukaryota; Oomycota; Peronosporomycetes; Peronosporales; Peronosporaceae. The record is from the annotation of a GenBank genome assembly.
AUGGCCGAUCAAGUGGAUCCUACCGCUGGCGUUGACAUUCAAGUGUCCUCGUCUUCGCAAUGGUCGGAGCACAAUGCGCCCAAUGGACGAAAGUAUUAUUAUAAUGCAGUUACGGGCGAGUCCACGUGGGAAUGCCCCGUAGAACUGUCAGUAGUUGCUUCCGAGCUUCCUCGUGGUGCUGCUGCUUCUCAACAACAACAACAAUCGAUUGCUGCUGGUUUCCAACAGCCACAGCAACAGCUUGGAGGUCAAGCACCACAAGGUGCAACAGCUUAUGGAGGUUACCCACAACCAUACGGUCAACCCAUGCAGUAUCCACCUCCGUACGGUGGCAGUGGCUACAUGUACCCAUUUCCACAGGCUUACGGUUACCCACCGCAGAUUGUAGGUCCUGGUCCUCCGAUUCAGACCACGGAAAGCGGCCAAGGACCUCCUGGGUGCAACCUAUUUGUCUUUCACAUUCCGAACGACAUGACUAAUCAGGAUCUCUUCAAUUACUUUGCUACGUUCGGCAACGUGAUCAGUGCUCGUAUCAUGGUGGAGAAGGAGACGGGAAGGAGCCGUGGUUUUGGUUUUGUCAGCUAUGACAAUGCUCCGUCGGCUGACGCCGCAAUCAAGGGGAUGAAUGGUUUCCAGGUUGGCCGCAAACGCCUAAAAGUGCAGCACAAGAAGGAAAAGAGUCAAGGCCCUAUGUUUGGUGAAAUGUCUGGUCACAUGGAUAGCAACGGUAAUGACAUGGCUGUCCAGGCCGCCGGUGCUACUUCGCUGCCCUCAGGCAACUAG